This is a messenger RNA of Solea senegalensis (Senegalese sole), 2438 nucleotides long. RefSeq lists its product as uncharacterized. The transcript is spliced from 8 exons. NCBI's taxonomy places the organism in Eukaryota, Metazoa, Chordata, Actinopteri, Pleuronectiformes, Soleidae. The coding region runs from base 176 to 1486 and encodes 436 amino acids. Gene Ontology annotation, biological process: DNA integration. The record is from RefSeq and is a predicted model, not a curated record. Gene Ontology annotation, molecular function: nucleic acid binding.
UGGCUAAACUUUGAGUAGAAGAAGAGUCAGGAGGCGAGACUCGCACAAAGACAUACAUGCCUUGUACCUGAUGUUGUUGUGGAAUAUUUUGUGUUCGGUAACUGCGGCUCGGCCCGAGGAACAUUUAUGUUUAUUGAGGUUUUUAUGAAAGUGAGCUGUAAGAUUUUUAGCUAAAAUGUUGAGCGUGGAUUCGCUGCAAGUCGCCGAGGAGGAGGUGGUCGAGUCCAGCUCCAACAAACUCGGUGACAUUUACACUUAUGUUGCCAAAGGCUGUUUUCCUCAGAGCAUGAAUUCUUUACGAAAGAAGAACCUCCGAAGAUACGCAGAGAAAUUCGUGAUUGACGACGGCACGUUGUACUAUGUGGGACCCAAGAAAGAGGAGAAGAGGGAGGUGGUGAUCGAGGCUGAGAGGAAGAGGCAGAUUUUCCUCGACUGUCACUUCAAUGACAUCGGCAAUCACCUGGGCCAGAAGAAGACCGUUCACAGGAUCCAGAGCAAGUACUACUGGCUCGGCAUCGUCAAUGACGUGGUGGACUGGAUCAAAGUGUGUGAGACGUGUCAGCACAUGGAGCGGAAUAAAAACAUGGCGAGAACCGUGCGGCCCAUAAAGGUGGACGCACCGUGGGACGUUGUCGGGAUUGACAUCAUAGGUCCUUUUCCUGAGACGCAGCAGGGCAACACGUAUGUCGUCGUCCUCAUCGAUUACUUCAGCAAAUGGCCCGAAGUGUUUCCAGUACAAAGGGCCGACAGCCUCUCUAUUGCAAGAUGCGUCUCCAAGUGUAUUUACAGGUUCGGUGCCCCGAAAACUAUCGUGUGCUCGCAGAACUCUGACUUCUGCGAUGAGGUGACGAAGCAGCUGGCCGACAGAUGGAACGUCGUGCAGAAGGUCUCUCCCGUGGAUCAGCCUCAUCUCAACCCGCUCCACGACUGCACGAGUACGACGCUGAGGGAAGCUGUGGUGCAGAUGGUGACGGAGAAGCAGAGCGAGUGGGACGACUUCCUCGACCCCGUGCUGUUCUUGUUCCGCACGUCCACCAACCCCAUGACCAAGUUCACGCCUUACUCCCUCAUGUUCAACAGGAAAGCAAACUUACCCAACGAGAUGUUACUGAGCCCGGUGAAUUAUGAAGACCUCGAGCAGGAUAUGUGUUCCACAAAGGAGGAGGCGUCCACAUAUUUGGCAAUAAUGCAGGCGCAGCAGAACUGUGUCAAACAGCUGGUUUUAACCAACAUGAACGCAGCCUAUAAACAAGAGAAGAAGAAGAAGAAAAAGGCCAAGACCAUGACGUCCAACGCGUCCUCAAUGACUUUUAAAAUUGAGGAUCCUCUGUUCGACGAGGGAGACUCGCCCUCGCCGAAGAAAGUCAAGAGUGAGAGUUUAUAUUUGUCUUUCCCCGUGGACACGGUGCUGUCCACCGAGCAGAGCGGCUCCGACGACAUCAAGACGGAGCCGGUGUAUCACCUGACCGAGUCUGACGCCCACUGAGUUUCAAACGGAGACGGAAGACGAGAGAGACACACAGACGGAGCAUGACCACGUCACAGUGAUGCGUUUGAACAUCUUGGACAGAAGACGCUGGAAAUCCAGUGAAAAGACGAACCUCGGAAACAGAAUUCACUGACUCAAGCAAAACUCUCAUUGUUUCUCAUAAAAACGUUCUUAACUUAUUCAUUUUCACUUUGUCAUAAAACACAUUUAUUGAGCUGCAAUACUUAGAAAUAAAAGGUAUUGUUUCACUUGUGAAGCCUCGUGUGCAGCCAUUACAUGAAAGGAAUACUUCAGAGUAGAUUUUUAAUAAAUCAGGCCAAUUAUGACAUUAUAGGUUUAUAUUUUGUUCCCAGAAACUAGCUAAAUUAACUCAAAUAUUUUUUUUUAUUUUUUUUUUAUAUACAUUAUAUCAGUUCACAGGACUGGAGAGAUGAGAAAUUUUGUGUAUCAUUAAUGUUAAAUAUUGCUUUUUAUUAGAUGGUUGAGAAAGAAAAUGCCCACGUCAGUUGACCACGACUUCAGAGCAAUUGUUAUUUUUUAAAAAGUAUUUUUUUGUACCGUUUGGACGUAUUUUGGACACUCUCUGUUGCUAUGUGUCAGUACAAAAGACCACUUUCAGUGUAAAAUAUAUAAAAUAUAAUGCUAAUUAUUGCUGUUUCAUUUACAAAAGUAAGUGUUCUGUCAACUUUGGAUUUACGAAUAAUGAUAAUUUAUCAUUAUUCCUGUAGCAACUUCAACAGAUGGACGCUGACACGUAAUUGUACUAAUGUCUUAUUUGUUUCACAUUAAGUGAGUAGAUCAGUCUAUAUUAAUCUAUGCGGUUUUAAAUGCAACUAAUCCAUCAUCUUCAUAACUGAUUAAUCUGUCAACUAUUGGUCCAUAAAAUGUUGGAAAAUGUUGAUCUGUAUGACCAUAGCUCCAAGCAUAAAUACAAACAUGUUUGAAUUCA